GAGGAGUGGGGUUUAAAGGCCGCUGUAGUUUGAAGGGGAAGACUGGAGCGGAGGCCUGUUAGGCGGGUUGAUGUGAUUAGGCAGGGCCUACAAAUAUUAUUUCUAGCCACGUGACUUUGCAGCAACCCUCCUGUGGCCUUCCAGGACCUUAAGGGCUGACAUGUUGAAAGGGCUUUGGUAUGAGUUGUUAAAUUGAGGUUGGGAGACUAUCCCCUAUUACCACAUGGCUGUGUGGGGCUCUAGCGGGACCCCCCAGGUCCUUGGGGGUUAAAGUGACCUUUCCAUGAAUAGCAGAGUCCCAUGACUAGAAUUUGGUGAGGUUAGGCUUGGGGUUUAUCUAGCAGGAUUUGAAAAAGAAAUUAUCCCCAAGAGUCGGUGCCUCCUAUGAAGGAUUGUUUUGAUCUUUCAUAGGAAGCACCUGCUUUAUUACACAUUUUUUUAAAAAAAUUAUUUACAUUUAUAUCCCACCCUUCUCCGAAGACUCAGGGUGGCUUACAGUGUAUAAGGCAAUAGUCUCAUUAUAUUUGUAUAUUUACAAAGUCAACUUAUUGCCCCCCCAACAAUCUGGGUCCUCAUUUUACCUACCUUAUAAAGGAUGGAAGGCUGAGUCAACCUUGGGCCGGGCUUGAACCUGCAGUAAUUGCAGGCUGCUGUGUUCUAAUAACAGGCUUCUUACAGCCUGAGCUAUUACGGCUAUUAAUGUGAACAGGCAGGAAUUUUUGUGAUUUCAGCUACUUAUCCUUUGGGAUCUCAAGUUCUGAAUCUUAAUACCACAUGCUGAAAGGAGGACUAGAUCUGUAUGUAUCCACACUUAAGCUACUAUCCAGUUAAAUAGAGCCUGCUGACAAUUCUUCCUAGGCAGUGUUGGGAUUCAAAUAAUUUAAUAAAAGAUUUUCUGCCCUAAUGAUUUCUUCCAACAACCAGUUCACCAAACUGCUCAGAAAGUUAAUAACCAGUUCUCCCGAAGUGGUGCGAACUGGCCUAAUCCCACCAUUGAUCCUAGGCAAAGUUGAUGUAUUACAGGUAGUCCUCAAUUUACGACCACAAUUGAGCCCCAGAUUUUUUGUUGCGAAGUGAGAUGUUUGUUAAAUAAAUUUUGUCCCAUUUUACCACCUUUCUUGCCAGAAUCGUUAAAUGAAUCGCUACAGUUGUUACGUUAGUAACAUGGUUGUUAAGUGAAUCCGCUUCCCCAUUGACUUUGCUUGUCAUAAAGUUACAAAAGGUAUCACAGGACCCUGGGGCACUGUAGCCAUCAUAAAUAUGAAUCCGUUGCCAAGCGUCUGAAUUCUGAUGACAUGGCCAUGGGGAUGCUGCAGUGGUUGAUUGGUGGAAAGCUGAUGCAUUUCUUGGAGAUGGUUGCUAACAACUGAGUGAACAAAAGCAACGGGUGAUGUUGGCUGGAGAGAUCAGAAGACUGUAUCAGAGCAUACCAAAAUACUGACUGCCUAAAUAUUAAUUGUAUAUUUGUCAUAAGGGUUUUCUAGAGAACAAGAUAGAAAUUGAAGAUGCCGUUCUUCAAAUCUGCCUCAAGCUUUCGUUCGGAGAAUAGUGAUGUGGACCUAGAAGGCAUAGCCGAAGGCGAGUUGGCCAAGUUGCAACGCCAGUUCCGUCUUUUAGAAGGUGAUCGCCAUGCUUAUGCCUUGGAGUCUCGUGAAACCAUCCGCAGACAGACGGUUGAGGUCAAGCGCCUGGAAAAAGAGAACGAAGAUCUACGAUACAAACAGGCUGUGGCUGAGGGCCAUGCCAACCAGAAGAAGGAAAAAGCCCAAAGUGAAAUUCUCCGGUCCUUGUUGACUGAACGGGAUUCAGUGAAGGAACAAAUAAUGAAAGAAAAAAAGCGGAUAACUCGGCUUGAUCAGGAGAUUGAAACCUGGGAGAACCGUUUGGCUGACCGGAAACAGAUGAUGGGCAGUGACAGCAUGAUACAGGAACAGAGAGCCCAUUUGCAAAGAAAGAUUCAGACAGUGGAAAACCAACUAGAUAAGAUCACCUCUGAAUUCAGUUCUCAACUCGUCUUGAAUUCACAACUACGUGAGGAUCUAGAAAUUCUCCGAGUUGGACAUGAUCACUUUGAACAGCAGCAUAAAGAUUUAGAGGAGGAACUGCUGGAGACUCGUAAAACCAUCAUCAAUGUGGUCAGCACCUCCUCUGCAGCUUAUGAUGCAAGAGAUGAAGCUCAUUCCCGUUUGGGCCAGCUGCGAGACAAAGCAGAGAAGGACUUAAAACAGUAUAUCUCUGAGAUGAAAGAAUUGGAGCGCUUCCUGGAGAAUGACCGGCGCGUGUCUGAAUUCGUCAACAUCAAGCUGCAGGAAAGGACGUUCACUGAGGAAGCACUGAAGGCCAAGGCAAAGAAACAAGAAGAACGCAGACGGAAAGACAGUGAGGAAGAGUUGCUCGAAUCUUACAGCAAUGCUUUUGAUAAACUUCUGGAGCUCACUGGCUCAAAAGAUCUGAAUAUGGCUCUGGAUACAUUUGUUAAAGAUAGGGAAAGAAAUUUUGCUCAAUUCAACUAUGUCAAUGAGCAAAACAGCCAGAAGGACCGACUAUGGGAAGAAAUUCAUGAUCUUUGUCAUGAGAUCCAGGAGAUUCAAAAGCGGAACAGUCAAAGGGAGGCCCAGCAGCUAUUGCAGCUCCAUGAAACUGAAGGCCAGCAGGAGGAGACGGUGAAAGAGGCCAAUCAGGCUGAGCAGAACGUGAAAAAGUUCCUCAAGAUUUGGGAGCAGCUUAAAAGUGCCAUUGAGUCUCUCUUCUGGAAACUGGAGUGUGACCAUUCCUCACUGGAAAAAGUGCUGGGCGGGACAACAACUGCUCAGGAUGAGAACGUUGCCAUUUACCUGAGCAUAAUUGAACGGAAGGUCAAUAUGCUGCUGACAAUGUAUUCCUACAAGAAGGCUGAGGAAAAGGAUGAACCCUAUGAUACUGUGGAGACAGCACAGCUGCUCCUGGGGCAGACACCAGGGCUGCGGCCAACUGCGAUUACAGUUCGGCCACCCACAGCUGGACUUGGUCAUGAGCCAAUACAAGAAGAGGACAACAGACCUUUAACUCAUGAGGAGCUCAGAGAAAAAGUAAUAAAGGAGAUCCAAAGCAAGGCAGCAGCACUUUCUCUAAAGAAAAGCACGUAAUGUGCAGUUCAGUGACUGUAUCCUGGGAUUAACACACACAAGAAAUAACCUCAGGCCUCCAGACGUGAAUAGGAAUCUAACUGCAGCCUGGGCUACACCAGCCAAAAAAGAAAACUGAGGCAGAUUGCAUUCCAAGUGUGG
This is a messenger RNA of Ahaetulla prasina, 3266 nucleotides long. RefSeq names its product outer dynein arm docking complex subunit 1 (gene ODAD1). The record is from RefSeq and is a predicted model, not a curated record. Gene Ontology annotation, biological process: cilium movement; outer dynein arm assembly. Gene Ontology annotation, cellular component: axoneme. NCBI's taxonomy places the organism in Eukaryota, Metazoa, Chordata, Lepidosauria, Squamata, Colubridae. The transcript has 16 exons. The coding region runs from base 1506 to 3125 and encodes 539 amino acids.